CAAUGAAUGCCUAAAUCCAACAGUCUGUCCGAACAGAACAAAAUGUAUGAAUUCAAUUGGUGACUAUGAUUGCACCUGUAAACCUGGCUUUGUGGCUCCGUCCGAAACAGCAGACCUCAAGCGAACAAAUUGUGUUGAAAUGUGCAAUCAGAAAAUAUGCAAACAUGGACGAUGUGAAGCUAAAGACGGAGUUUACCGCUGCGAAUGUGACAAAGGCUAUACUGGAUUUAAUUGUGAUAUACAGGAGGUUGAUAUGGCUGGUGCCACAGCUAUGCGAGUUGUUCUCAUAAUUUUAUCAAUCAUGGUGAUUCCUUUGAUUUUGUUCUCAGUUUUAAUGGUUCAUAAAUACCGAGUACUGAAGAAGAGAUCUUAUAAAUCAAGUUACAUAGAUGAUACCAGUUCUACAAUUGGAUUACAACCGAUGAGAAUUGAAGAUUGAACUUGGGGAAUCAAUAAAUUGUAUAUUUUUUUCAUUUGGAUGAACAAAAGAAACUUUUAGGAUAAAUCAUCGCGAUUUCACAUUUAUUGUAUAUUAUUACCAUAUAUUCAUAUAAACUUCACAUAGUAACUUCAAGUGUUAUUCACAAUAUUCAUAAGAAAACUUUGUAUGUAACUACAGUUCUGUUUGAGUAAAGGAGCAAAAAUUGUAUCAUGUACUUUAGAUUUAAUUUUUGACAAUAUUGGAAUGGUGAAAUUAAAUAUUUUGUGAGUAGGUUAAAAGUUUUAUAAGGAAAAACAAUAUUUUUGAUUGAUAUUUAAUUAUGUUAUCGAAAUGUUUGUAAUGUUUCGUAGUUAAUGUGCUGUAAUGUAUCACUAUCGUUGCAGUUUAUAAUGUUAAAGUUUUGCUGAAAAUGUAAAGAAAUAAAAUUUAUUUUAAAUGUUAAAGUUGACAUUGACUGCAGAUAACAUUAAUUGCAUAAUGAAUAUAUAUUUAAUAACAUUAAAAAUGUUUGAUUAUAA
This is a messenger RNA of Parasteatoda tepidariorum (common house spider), 960 nucleotides long. NCBI's taxonomy places the organism in Eukaryota, Metazoa, Arthropoda, Arachnida, Araneae, Theridiidae. The record is from RefSeq and is a predicted model, not a curated record.